Molecule: messenger RNA, 402 nt
Organism: Aspergillus tanneri
Lineage: Eukaryota; Fungi; Ascomycota; Eurotiomycetes; Eurotiales; Aspergillaceae
Product: EthD domain-containing protein
Exons: 2
Coding region: 1-402 (133 amino acids)
Molecular function (GO): oxidoreductase activity
Source: RefSeq, a predicted model, not a curated record
AUGGCCCGUCUCUAUGCCUGGGUAAUCUGCGCGUACCGCAGAAAAGACCUCUCCGAAGAGGCCUACCAUGAAUACCUCAGCAAUCACCACUCCAACGUCGUCAAACACCAUUUAGCGAAGUCGGGAAUGGUUAGCUACAGCAUUACCCAUAAUACAUCCGAAACAAAAGCCAUGACUGCACGCGUGCUCGGUGAUAACCCCCAGACGCAAAAGUCCACAGCAGACUGUGACUGUCUCGUGCAAAUCACUUUCCAUGAUAUAGAGGACUAUCUGAAGGCGAGGAAUGAUCCGUACUAUCGGGAUGUGAUUGUUCCUGAUCAUCAGCAUUUUGCGGAUAGUGAGAAGACAGUGUUCUUUACUGGUUGGGUGGAGACUUUUGUAGUUAAUGGACGGGUGGUCUAG